This is a messenger RNA of Juglans regia (Persian walnut), 2133 nucleotides long. RefSeq lists its product as uncharacterized. Gene Ontology annotation, molecular function: protein binding. The transcript is spliced from 12 exons. The record is from RefSeq and is a predicted model, not a curated record. NCBI's taxonomy places the organism in Eukaryota, Viridiplantae, Streptophyta, Magnoliopsida, Fagales, Juglandaceae. Bases 16 to 1578 code for a protein of 520 amino acids.
UUGGGUUCAUGAAAUAUGACAGAUGUUCCCGUGUUUUAUUUCACUGCGGAGAAGAACCAGUGCUUCCUAAUUAAAGAUCCAAUACCCGGCUCUUCUCGUCCUUAUUCUUCAUCGGCUACUGCUCAAAAAUCAGCCCAAACGUCCACACGGGAAAUGGACUUAUGUUGGGAAACUUGUGUAAGAGCUUCAAAGCUGCUUCAGGUUAGGGAGUUAUAUGGUAAUGUUAUUCCAUUCAAAAAAAGAAAGCGCAACUUCAAGGAGGAAUUCCGAAAGAUACAAGUAUCACAACCUGUGGUUUGGAAGUAUAGUGAAACAGAUAAGAUUGCCGAUGGUGCUUUGGAAAAGAUACAUGUUGAUGUACAAACACCUGAAGGCCUAACUGAAACAGAUGCUUUAUUAACGGGUGGUGCAAAUGGAUCCUUGAGUUUUGUUGAAGUUGGAAAAGUUAGACCACAUUUUGAUUACGAGGUAAAAUGCAUGCCAGAUCGUGCAUGGCCUUUUAUCAAAGAAAACCAAGCAGAGUAUGGUACAAUUCCUGGGCCAAUUCGCAGAUCUGCAAGAGGGUCACUUCGAAUGGGAUCAGAUGUGUCUUGCAUAAAAUUGUUUGGAAAGCAAUCUACCACAAUAGAAAAUGAUUCAAGCAUCCGGGAUGCACUAGUAAGUAAUUUGGGUUCAGAGACAUCACGUGGAUCUCUUUCUAUUGUUAAACUCAUUGAACCGUUAGAUCUCGAUUGGAGUUUUCCUGCCACACAUCGAAGAAUGCGUGAUGUUGCUUCUUUCAAUUGUACCAUCUGGACUGCAGAUUGCAAUUUUAAUUGGAGUCGAGCAGUAAUUGGUACUAAUCUAGGGGCUGCCUUGGUGGAUUUGGAAACUGGAGAUGCAUCAUGGGUGUGUCGAAGUAAAAGUGAUGUUUUUGCACUACAAUUUAUUCACUCGGGAAAUGCUCUCUUAUGUGGACUCAGGGAUGGAGCAAUUGUGACAGUGGAUGUUCGUGAAAAACGGGAAGGGAGUUCUGCUGCACUUAUUAGUCAUAUACCUUACUCAUCUUCGGAUAAAACUCUUGGAAGUUCUAGUCGACAAGUGUUUGAGCUCUUUGGAAACAUAUAUCCAUCAUAUACCGUAAAAAUGCCUUCAUCUAUUUCUUGUUUGGUAUCACUUCAGUUCGAUGACCAUUACUUCUUGGCAAGCUCCAUGGAUGGAUCGGUGAAAUUAUAUGAUCAUCGGCUAAUACAGAGAGGGGCUGUGCAAUCUUAUGAAGGUCAUGUUAACUCCCGUACUCGUAUACAGCUUGCAGUUGACCCAUCCGAUAAAUUUGUUAUGUCAGGUGGGGAGGACUGCAAAUUACGGAUCUGGAGUAUCAAGACUGGAGAAUUGCUCUUUGAGGAUAAAUUCUCCAAUUCAGUCCCUUCAACCGUGUGCUGGCAUAGAGCUGAAAGAUUGCUGGGUGUGCAAGAUGAAACGCAAUGGUAUAAAGAGUGUAUACAUCAGCAGGGCUAUGGUUUAAAAGCUUGGCUUGGAUCUCAUAAAGGACUGUUUUACAUGGACUGGUCUGGAAUUUAUAGUGACGCACUAAUGUAGUUUUUAAGUGUCUAACAGAUAGAUUCUGGUUCUGAAAAGCAGUUCCCCUCAAACAUGCAAAUCACCAAUUGCCGGUGGAUGGGCACAAUAAUGACAAUACCAGCAGCAAAGGGGGCUGCUUUUUUUUUUAAAUGUCGGGAACCUCUUCAAGGCAGGGCCCUUCGGACCCACCCUUGCAGAGUAAAUCCCGGUCCCAUGCACUGCACCCUUGAAAGUUUUUCUACAUAGAACUGGUUAAAUCGCUGGUUUUUCACCAGGAGGUGUGACUCCAAAUAAUUAUUUGCACUCAAGAGGUGUUGAACCUUGGACAUCGAAAGAAGUGAUGUCUCAAGACCAAUGCCUUCAUCAAGAGGGCAUCUUUGAGCAAAAUCGCCAGGCAAUGUUUUGGUGCCAAGAGAGAGCUAUGAAUGUAAGCAAGGGUGAAAGAGUAAUGACUUGGCCCAAUUCAACUGAGUUGUUCACUUAGGGUCUGGAUUGUAUUAACAGAUAGCAAUGGUUAUAAAUGGCUAAAAGUAUCUUUCUAAUCUCCAAAUUUCCCACUUCUUUUCUUUUUUA